AUGGCAGUGAGCUUCCUGGCCAAUGAGGUGUCGGACCUGUGCAUCGGCAAGCCGGCUGUGAGGUCGCUCCCGCUCUCCGCCGCCGCCGGCGACCUUGCCGCCGCGCUCCGGAGGGUGGCCCGCUCUGGCGCCGCAGCCUGCGUCGCGGUGACCGGACCAGCGCGCGCCGUCGUCGGCCGGGUCGGCCUCGCGGACGUGCUCUGCUUCCUCUGCACCGACCCCGAGGCGCUCGCGCGCCCCGCCGCCGUGUUCUCCAAGCCGGUCUCCGCGCUCCUGCCUAAGGACGGCGCCGGAGAGGUCCGCCGCGUCGAUCCCCGCUCGAGUAUCUUGGAGGCGCUUGAUGCGAUUCUGAGCGGGGCGCAGGUGCUCGCCGUCCCACUCCGCGCUGGCGGGCGCAGGAAGCAGCUCGUUGGCGGCGGCGGCGUCGGAGGCGCCGCCGCCGGCGACUUCUGCUGGCUCACGCAGGAGGACCUCGUGCGCUACUUCCUCAACUCCAUCGGCCUCUUCUACCAUGUGGCCGCGCGCUCCGUGUCCUCCCUGGGGCUCGUGCGCACCGACUUCCUCUCGGUGCGCCCCGGCGAGGCGGCCCUGUCCGCCGUGCCCCUCAUCCGCCGCGCCGUCGCCACGGAGACGGCCGUCGCCGUGGUCACCGAAGACGGCCACCUCGUCGGCGAGAUCUCCCCCGCCCUUCUCGCGGCCUGCGACGAGACGGCGGCCGCAGCCAUCGCCACGCUCUCGGCGGCAGACCUCAUGGCCUACGUCGACUACUUCGGGUCGCCGCCGGAGCACAUCUUGCGCGCCAUGAGGGCCGGGCUGAAGGACAAGGGCCUGGACGCCAUGCUCGCGCUGAUUGAGGACGAGACGCUGUCGUCGUUCUCGUCCCUCUCCUCCGCGUCCUCCUCGUCCGACGAGGAGGCAGGCCGGGCGCAGCUGAGGCGCCCGUCGUCGGGGAGCUACGGCCGGCGGUCGGCCGAGGAGCCGGUGGUGUGCAGCCCCGCGAGCUCACUGGUGGCGGUCAUGGUUCAGGCCCUCGCACACCGGGUGAGCUACGUGUGGGUCCUCGACGAGGACAACGACUGCCGCCUUGCUGGCAUCGUCACGUUCGCGGACGUGCUGAGGGUGUUCCGGGAGCAGCUGCUGUGA
Messenger RNA from Miscanthus lutarioriparius, 1143 nucleotides. NCBI's taxonomy places the organism in Eukaryota, Viridiplantae, Streptophyta, Magnoliopsida, Poales, Poaceae. The record is from the annotation of a GenBank genome assembly.